AAUGGUAAAUCCUGUGUGUUGGUAAACAGUGUAAGCGAAAGGACUGGAGGCAAUUUAGAGGUACAUCCGUGCUUUAUGAGCAUGGAAGUCGGAAUCGAAUAACCAUCUUACAAAACAGAAAUGGCUUGAUCAAACGUGAUACAAUAUUGGUCCUAGCCGAUCUGAUGAACUUCAAGAAUGCUUUCGCAAUUGGCCAAGAUGUGAAUUAUUCACUUGCUGAUGCUGUUUUAGACCACAACCGAAACACCAACAUUUGUCUUCGCGCUGCUGCAGAGGUGUACAUGGCACUCGCCAGCCAUCUCCCGAAAAAACAAGCGAGUCUCAAACAGCAGUCCAGCCUUGUCAGAACGAUUCAGCAUUGGUUGACGAUGGAGAAAUUUCCAACAAAUGAAGAAAAUAAACAUAAGAUAUUCCGGUUGAGGCCCGAUGCCGAAGGCCAAGAUACCAAAACUUUAUGCAUAACCUUAUCUGGAUCUUCGCUUCAGGUAAACGCUGCAACCCUAAUGGUGCCGGUAGUCGGAUGGAAGACAGUGUUGAGUGUUGAUGAUGCCAUCCUGUCCAGAAAAUUAACCUGGCCUACCUCUCAGGCGGAGAAAAAAGUGGCCGCUUUUCGUCUUGGUGCAAAGCCCAGUAUUUCUCGAGAUUUCGGCGCAAUACUCAAUAAACCACAAAAUGUUUUUUAAUAGAAUAAUGAAAAUGCUUUUUGAGAUCCAUACCCAGACUGCGCAUAUAAAUCAUCAAAGCAUUGGUCGAGAUAUAUUGAGUUAGGUGAAGGACUUUUGAUGUUCUCGUUAGACGAAAAGCGGCCACUUUUUUCUCCGCUU
Messenger RNA from Mollisia scopiformis, 824 nucleotides. RefSeq lists its product as uncharacterized. NCBI's taxonomy places the organism in Eukaryota, Fungi, Ascomycota, Leotiomycetes, Helotiales, Mollisiaceae. The transcript has a single exon. Bases 165 to 683 code for a protein of 172 amino acids. The record is from RefSeq and is a predicted model, not a curated record.